AUGGGUGUUUUAAACUCUCAAGAUAAAGAUAUAAUAAAAAGAGCGUUACCGAAAUCCUCUAAUAAAAUUAUAGACAUAACGGUGGCAAGAUUAUACAUUGCAUACCCUGACAAAAGUGAAUGGAAAUAUACUGGUCUAUCAGGAGCAAUCGCUUUAGUAGAUGAUACUGUGGGAAACACUUUUUUCUUAAAAUUAGUCGACAUUAAUGGUCAUAGAGGUGUCCUUUGGGAUCAAGAAUUAUAUGUCAAUUUUGAAUAUUACCAAGAUAGAACUUUUUUCCAUACUUUUGAAUUGGAAGAAUGCUUUGCUGGACUUCUCUUUGUGGAUAUACAUGAAGCUGCACAUUUCUUGAAAAGAGUACAAAAACGUGAGAAAUAUGCUUCAAGAAAAACUUUAAUGAACAAGAAUGCAAUUGCUUUGACUAAGAAAAUAAAAAAGGAACAAGCAUCAACUGUAGUUCAUGGCCCCAGAGGUGAAGCUUUGAUAGGUAACCAGAGACAAAGGUAUCAAUACCAGGAAGCGGAACCAAUUCCAAUAACAAAAAAUAAAGCUCCACCCCCUCCUCCGCCAAGUGCACCAACUCCAGGAGAAAGUGAUAUAGAACAGGACGAAGAAGAAGAGAUGUACACAGCACCAACAUCCGAGUGGAAUUCAGGACCUACAACAAAUGAGAGUACUCCAGCCGCGGUAGCGCCUGAAACUACUGCUCAUCCAAAGCAUAAAGUACCACCAUUACCUGAACAAUUUGCUCAUCCACAGGGCCAAGCACCUUCACCGCCAGCUCCUGGAGGAUCGAAUAAUCCAUUCCCAUUUCCUGUUCCAGCUGGUGCCCCUCAACUUAGUGCUGGCUCUACACCAUUCCCAAUUCCAAUUCCUCAACCAUCAGUUGGCUUCUUCAACCAACAGUCUCCACCUCCACCUCCUAUGAAUAAUUCAUUCUAUAAUCAACAACAGCAACAGCAUAGACCUGUACCACAACCUCCUAGUCAAAAUGGGUUCCAAAAUGCAUCUCGUCCAAUGCCACUUCCGCCUAGACAAACAGGAUUUAAUCACAGUGGACCACCCGCACCACCUCCCAGACGUGGACCAGCUCCUCCUCCUCCUCCACAUAGACAUACUACAACAACUUUCCAAGGGGGUAUUGCAAAUCCUAUCGCUCCAAAUUAUACAGCCAGUGUUAAGAUGAAUGCCAAUGGAGCAAGGAUUGUACCUCCACCUCCGCCAGCAAGAAGAGGACCAGCACCUCCACCACCACCAAGGGCUUCAAGAAUCCCACAGCAGCAAGGCCAAUCACCUCAACUGCAAAUGGGAUACCAACUCCCAUUCCAAAAUCAAAAUACAAACUAUACUAACGCUAAUGCAAAUGCAAAUGUAAAUAUGGGUAUUCCGCCAUUAUCUCCACCAGUACAACAACAAGCAUAUCAGUCAAACGUACCAUCCCCACCUUUGACAACGUUUAAUACGCAAGGAAACCAGCAAAUUCCAGUUGCUCCACCAUUCCCAAACAAUAAUAUUAGUAAUGUAGGGCCUGGUAUGCUACCUCCACCAACAGCAGGAAUGCCUGCUCCACCUCCACCUUCGUUCCUUACAAAUGCGACAUCAAACGCUGCAGCUCCUCCACCACCGCCGCCAGCACCAGCAAUACCAAUUGCAUCAACAACCGAAGGUGCUGGUGGAUCUUCAAUUAAUGAAGCCACAGGUGAUCCAGGUAGGGAUGCAUUAUUAGCCUCUAUUAGAGGAGCCGGUGGUAUCAAUGCAUUGAAAAAAGUAGAUAAAUCUCAAUUAGAUAAACCGUCUGUCUUAUUACAAGAAGCUAAAGGUGAGACACCAAGUAUGAAUAAUAAUGGUGCUGCUCCUGGCGGUCCACCAGGCGGACCAUCAGGUGGUGGGGCUGGUGGAUCAUUAGCUGAUGCAUUGGCUGCUGCGUUAAAUAAGAGGAAGAAUAAGAUUGGUGGUGCGGAUGAUGAUCACGGCGAUGAUUGGUAA
This is a messenger RNA of Naumovozyma dairenensis CBS 421, 1986 nucleotides long. RefSeq names its product actin-binding protein LAS17 (gene LAS17). The record is from RefSeq and is a predicted model, not a curated record. The transcript has a single exon. NCBI's taxonomy places the organism in Eukaryota, Fungi, Ascomycota, Saccharomycetes, Saccharomycetales, Saccharomycetaceae. Gene Ontology annotation, molecular function: actin binding. The coding region runs from base 1 to 1986 and encodes 661 amino acids.